CCCAGCGAGGCGGAGCCGGCGCCCGGAGGAGCGGGAGGAGGAGAAGAAGUCGGAGCCGUCUCCAGGAGCCCUUAGAGACCGAGUCCCCGGCGGCGGCUGCAGCGGCGGGGGAAGCGCACCGGCAGGCGGAUUCACUCCAUCACUUAAAACCUGAAAACAUUGGACCAUACAGUCUUACUGAUUUCAGGUAGAAACAAUUAUCAAAGAUGUCGAGCAAAACAGCAAGCACCAACAACAUAGCCCAGGCAAGGAGAACCGUGCAGCAGUUAAGAUUAGAAGCCUCCAUUGAAAGAAUAAAGGUUUCAAAAGCAUCAGCGGACCUCAUGUCCUACUGCGAGGAACAUGCCAGGAGUGACCCUUUGCUGAUAGGGAUCCCAACUUCAGAAAACCCUUUCAAGGAUAAAAAAACUUGCAUCAUCUUAUAGUGGAAUAAUGAAACAGUUCCUCGCCUCUCCACAAAGCAACGAUGAGCGGCUCCUUGAAGAGAUGUACCUUCAGCUUAUUUGGUAACCACUGCUAAUAACUAAAAUGCUCUUAGCUUGGAAUAAUGGACUCUGAAGUCUUUAUUUUCCAAGUUGCUCUUUCUCUGAAAUACCCUAUACAGAAUAACAAUCUUGUUUUCCAUGUGAUAACUUUGGUGUUAUAUUGGGUUACUGUUUAAGGAAAGUUGGUCUGGGCCUUCUUAAAAACACAAUUACAUACUUUCAAUAUAUAUUUGAUUCAGAUGUGUCAAAACCUAAAUUGCUUAAGCACCUGCUAAAUCAAAAUACCAAGAAUAACUUAAAUCCUGAAACCUUUGUAUCAUAAUAUGUUCUUGAUAAGGUUGUGCCAACCUGUAUAGUAUACAAGGGGGGGGGUGUUUUGUGUAUAUAUAUGUGUCUUUGUGUAUACACAUAUCAAAGCUAUUUUCUUAUGAAAACUUCCCUCUCGCUGUACCAUCAGUUUCUCAGUUCCAAAAGUUAUAUCUUUGUCUUGAACUGUGAAUAGACAGAAUAAAAAAGUCUUUCAUAGUUAUUGUACAAAAAGUAAAGAACAUCCCAAAGAUUGUGUUCAUUGUAAUCAAGUAAUGCAGUCAUCUUUCCUCUCUUGAAAUCUUUUUGGACUUUUGAAGCUGUGAUAAACUGUGCCAAUUAAAAAUUUUAAACUGAACCAAAAGCCCUUUGAUAAUAUGCGGUAUUAAUUCACAAGGAGCCGUGUGGGCUUCAGUGGUCCUGAGUCUAAAAAAGGGGAGGAGACCCUGGGGAGGACCCUGUGCAGCUGUGCUCCCAGGGCUCAUGUUCUUCACUGGAUUAGGGAUAGACACCUCUGAAAUUUCCGCCCUGGUGAUUGGAAUGAGACGAAGUGAACAUGAGCCCAGCCGAGAGAGGAGCAGGAAUGUGUGGAAACCAGCUGCUCUUCUUGGCCCAGCUUUGUGGUCAAGCACUCGCUCUUCUCUCUGCCUUCCCUGGGCCUUUUGUGUCCUGCCAGAGCAUCUGUCUGCAGAGGUAAUGUUCCCCUCCCCAGCCCCAGGGAGGUGGAGCACAGUGGGAAAGAAACAUGCAAAAAGUGUAAAGGUAUCAAGACACUCAUGGUCUUUUCAAGUGUCUGCAGUUUCAUCUCUGCCUUGUCCACAGACUGAGAGGAGCAUAGGCCACCCGAGAGAGGCUUGGAUUCAGUGGCACACUACUUAGGGCCAAGGGUUUCCAGCAGCUGGGUAUCAAGCUCCUUGAUUUUCCCCUGGGAAUGAGUAUAUCCCUCACAUCCUUGGAAUUUCCAGUGGGGAUCCCAAAAGAAGGACUCUCCUAUGGCCAAGAGGGUAUCUUGACUUUAUCAAAGAGGAAGAAAGGGUCCUAUUUUAAAUGCUUAUUUAGGGGCUCAAACCAUAUACAAGGCCUUUGAUAUUUUAAUUCAUCUUCAGUUCAUUAAAAGUAACUAAUAAUGAUGGAUUAAAAACUUAUUCUCAAAAAGGACUCAAGAAAGAAUUAUUUACAACAGCUUUCCUGAAUUUUAUACAAUCUGCCCUGCAACGCAAGACCCUUUUAAAAUCUAAUAUCUAGGCUUUGCAUGUUAUGCUCACUGAGGGCGAACAAAUGCAGUACUAUUUUUAAACUGCUCACAUAUAUUCAGUGUUUCUCCAAGUAUUCUAUCUACUCAGCAUUGGGAAUUGCCCUCACUUUUCCAAGACCACGUGAAAGUCACAGCACUGCCCUUGACCUUGUGUCAUCUGCUGCUCAGUUCUGCAAUGUGCCCAGGUCUCAAAUACAUUAUAGGUACCUGUUUUAGGAAAGAUAAAGGUUUUACCUUUCCAAGGAUGAAAUUUGAUAUGUACACUACAAAGACAAUUUUACAUUUAAUGCUUCACUUAAUAAGACAUUCUUUUUUUAUAAGUAUAUUUUUCUACUGAUAGCUUCAGAACAGUAGUCUUAUUUUCACUCUGAUUUUUAGCAUGUUUCUUUAAAUAUUUAUAAUGCAGCUUAUUACAAAAUAUUUUCAUGAAAUUACUUUUAUUAUACCAUUAUGUACACAUUAUUGGUAGCAAGCAUAGUUUAUUCUUUAGUACUAAAAUAUGCUCUUUAACCUAACAGUAAACGAAUAUGUUUUGCUAUAUAUUUGUUAAUAUGCUUAUAGUGGUAAGAAGUGGACUUGAGGUCCUAGGAGAUUUCAUUUUGUUUUCGCUGGUCAGAUAUAAUAAAAGUUACUAAUAUAAAUGCUGUGUAACUUCCUCACCAUGUGUAGGGCAUGUUCAUGAAAAAAUGGAAUAAAAAAUCCUUUGAUGCUGGACCGAAGAGAGGAAAAAUUGUAACGAAAUAUUGAUUUACUUAUAACUAGACAUCUAUGUGAGAAAAUAUAAUAUAUGUAUACAUAUAUAUGAUAUGCAGAAGUCACUUUUAUUUAUCAGGCUUUAUUCUAGUUAUGAAGCCACAGGUUAACUGUCUGCAGCAAUUGGUUUGUAAUGAUAAAUGCCCAGUGUGUGUUAUUUUUUCCAACUACCACUAUAAUGACAUACUUACAUCUAUACAUGCAACUUCUUGGCUUCAUUUUCAUGAAGCUAUUUAAAUAUGUUCAAUGUACUUUGCCUUUAAUGCUGUGUCUGUUAAUAGCGAUCUCUUUCUUUUUUUCAUUCUUAUAUCUGUGUUCAUCAUAAAUCAUCUGUCCAGCUGAGGCCUCAGGACCAUGGCAGGAUUUCAUGACUAAAAGUAUUUUACAGAAACACAUUUUUUAAUAGGAAAAUAUUUUAUAUACUAGGUGGUUCACAAGCUAUGGGUUAUAGCUAAAUCAGGUUUUUAAAUUACUUACCUUAUUAAAAUGAAAAGUGCCAUACUUACCUUUUAAAGGAAAGACCUGAUUUGCUUUCUCCCUAUUUGGACUAUUUUUAUACUUUAAUUUCUUAAACUAUCAGGAAAAAACCCAAAACUUUAUACCAAUGAUUUAGUAAUUUUGAGGCAUAGAUUAGCUUACAUAGUGGAGGAUGUGCCAAAUUUUCUCUUCAAAUGCCACCUUCUCAACCAAUUUAUAGCUAAGAUAGCGUCAGCUGACUGAUUACUCUGAAUUUUGAUUUAAGAUAUAUAUAGGCCCAGGAAAUGAAUUACAUGUGCAGUGUGUGUUACUUUACAUGCCAGUCACUUAUCAAUGAAAUAAAUAUAAUACCAGACUAUGAGUUGUAUUGAUUUCUUUUAUGGUAGACCUGUUAAUAGGAAAAAAAAUACAUCAAAUCAAAUAGAAUUGUGUGUGUGUGUGUGUGUAUAUAUAUACAAAGAGAGAGAGCGCGUGCACUUACCUGAAAUCAAUGGCCUAGAUUUUAGUGCUGUAUCAUUUUUCUAGUCAAUUCUGUGUUGUGUGACUUUGGACAAGGCACUUCAUCUCUUUGGGCCUCCAUUUCUCCAUUUGUAAAACAAGGAGCUGGAAGUAGAUGAUGGCUGAGAUCCUCCCUGCCCCCACAUGCUUCAGUCCAGUGACCCCACCCCUCUGCCGGCCCUGCCCACGUGUUGGUGCUAUAAGCUGCUUCAGAUAUAAAAUUGGUUUGUCUAUAAUGUAUGCUCAUUUAAUAGCUUAUAAAAGGCAUUUUUGUUAUACAGUACUUUUUUUCCUAGUUUUAUGGAUUUGGUUCCUGUAAUAAUGUCUUGUUUUUAGCCAUGUAACUACAAACAUAUAUUCUCUUGAUGUCUCAGUAAAUUUGCAUUUGAUAUAUCAUUGAUGAGAUUUUGUUAUUUUUUAACAUUCUUGGCUACUCAUCUGUCCAGCAUCUUACUAACCUUAACACUGUGAUUGUUUGGAUAUCUGUCCUAUGGAAAGAAUAAAAGUAUUCACUUCACUGCGAGCAUGUUCACAGAUUUGAAAGAAGUUCCAUUAAAAGCACUAUUGCUUUCU
Messenger RNA from Lemur catta (Ring-tailed lemur), 4347 nucleotides. It is a transcript of the gene GNG12, whose product is annotated as G protein subunit gamma 12. Gene Ontology annotation, molecular function: G-protein beta-subunit binding. Gene Ontology annotation, biological process: G protein-coupled receptor signaling pathway. The coding region runs from base 207 to 425 and encodes 72 amino acids. Gene Ontology annotation, cellular component: heterotrimeric G-protein complex. The record is from RefSeq and is a predicted model, not a curated record. The transcript has 4 exons. Lineage: Eukaryota; Metazoa; Chordata; Mammalia; Primates; Lemuridae.